This is a messenger RNA of Melozone crissalis (California towhee), 1001 nucleotides long. It is a transcript of the gene JMJD8, whose product is annotated as jumonji domain containing 8. The record is from RefSeq and is a predicted model, not a curated record. The transcript is spliced from 10 exons. Gene Ontology annotation, cellular component: cytoplasm. Lineage: Eukaryota; Metazoa; Chordata; Aves; Passeriformes; Passerellidae. Bases 1 to 837 code for a protein of 278 amino acids.
AUGGUCCUUACCGGGACCCGUAGCGAGUUCCCGGUGUCUCCGGUGCCGGUCCCCAUGGCGGCGCGGCUGCUGCCGCUGCUGCUGCUGGGCUGGAUCCGGCCCGGCGCCUGCACCAACCCUCCGGGCGGCGGCUGGGUGGCGGGCACGGUACCGGAGGAACCACGCUGCACCGUGGAGCGAGCCGAUGCCUCCCUCACCUAUUCCCUCUUCCUGCAGCGGUUCGCCUUCUCCCGGCCGGUGAUCCUCGGUGGGAUCACGGACAACUCGGCGUUCCGAGCCCUCUGCACCCGGGAGAAGCUGCUGGCGGCCUUCGGGCCCUUCCCGGUGCGGCUCAGCACGGCCAACACCUACUCGUACCGGAAAGUGGAUGUGCCGUUCCAGGAGUACGUGGAGCACCUGCUGAAGCCGCAGGACCCGGCCCGGCUGGGCAGCGACACCCUGUACUUCUUCGGGGACAACAACUUCACCGAGUGGGGCCCCCUGUUCCAGCACUACGUGCCCCCUCCCUUCCGCAUCCCGGGCACCAGCCCCGCCUACAGCUUUGGGAUCGCAGGCUCAGGCUCUGGCGUUCCCUUCCACUGGCACGGCCCUGGUUUCUCCGAGGUGAUUUUCGGCAGGAAGCGCUGGUUUCUGUACCCGCCGGAUCAAACCCCACAUUUCCACCCCAACGAGACCACGCUGGCCUGGCUGCAGCACACCUACCCCACACUGCCCCCGGCCCGGCGCCCGCUGGAGUGCACCCUGCGCCCUGGGGAGGUGCUGUACUUCCCUGACCGCUGGUGGCACGCCACGCUCAACCUGGACACCAGCGUCUUCAUCUCCACCUUCCUGGGCUAGGGCUGGCAGGGACAGGGACACGCCACCACCGUGGCAGCCAGGCCAGGAGCUCCAGCUCCUGCCACCCUCAGGGACAGGCCACUGGUAUUGGGACCAACUGCCUGAGAAAAUUCUGGUUUUUACUGGUUUUUGCUCUCUCCCUUGGAUUAAAGUUGUUCUACUGA